This is a messenger RNA of Chiloscyllium plagiosum (whitespotted bambooshark), 2461 nucleotides long. RefSeq names its product beta-galactoside alpha-2,6-sialyltransferase 1-like. Gene Ontology annotation, biological process: sialylation. Gene Ontology annotation, cellular component: Golgi apparatus. The record is from RefSeq and is a predicted model, not a curated record. Lineage: Eukaryota; Metazoa; Chordata; Chondrichthyes; Orectolobiformes; Hemiscylliidae. Gene Ontology annotation, molecular function: beta-galactoside alpha-2,6-sialyltransferase activity.
GCGAGCGGUGGAACUGGUUACGGUCUGGCCUUGGGAAGUUCCGAUCUUUUGAGUUUAAACACUAAUUCUGCAUUUGUAUUGUCACUUGCAGAAUGAUAGUGAGUAUACAAUACUUUAGAAGCAAUCUUCAGAGAUACAUGGAGAAGCAGUUUCUCAAGUUUUGGCUUUGGAGUCCCUAAACUUCAGAUAUUGUCGAAGUUGAAGACUAAUCUCAGGUUGCAGACAAAUAUUUGAUGCCAUUAUUCAAGUUGGAGCAUGUUCCAGGGAUGCCAAAUUGUCCCGUUUUGUGUAUUUUCUACACUAUCUGACAAGUGAUAGGUUGAACAUAUCUGCAGAUUAAUAUGGCUCGACGCAGACUUGGGACUCUGAAGAGAAAAUUCUACGCUACAAGUAUCACAAUCCUCUGCCUCUCCACGGUAUUCUAUAAGGUAUGCUUUCGGAAAGGAAACCUAUUGCUCAAAAAGAGAUUUAACGGCACAGAGUCUGAGAGGCUCCAAUAUAACUCACUUCACUUCAGUGUACAGGAUAUACUGCGAGGGAAAGAUGAUGUAGAUGGGCCAAGUCAUGACUAUCUCAUCCAAGAUUCAUUUUGGACAUCUAUUGAGGCAAAACAGAAAGAUCAAAAUUCUUCUGGAAUUAUCUUGAAGAGCAGCAUGGAAAAAGGGCUCAGCAAAUCAGAAAUCCAGUUUCAAGGAACAAUCAAUUCAAAGAAUCUUCUGCACCCAUCUGUAAGUGCCAGACAUUUAUCCAGAAUUCAGCAACUAAAGGCAACAACAAUAAUUUUCAAUGUAGCAUCGAAACCCACAAAGAAAAAGCUCCUGCAUAAUAAGCAAUGGAAUUCAUGGAUGAUUUGGAAUGAAGACAGCACUUCAAACAAUCUCAACCGACGUCUACAGAACGUCAAAAACAAUUAUGCCGCUAUGAAUAAAUAUGCUGUGAACUUCACCGGAACAAGAAAUUUGAAGAAACUCAGCAGCAAAGAACUGUUAUGUGAACUGAAACAGAGAGUCCAAGUAGCAUCCAUUGAAUUUGGAGAUGAGUCCUUCACAACCCCUGACUGGCAAAAAUACAUUCCAAACAAGAACCUUACCCAAGCACUUGGCCCAUUCAAUACUUGUGCUGUUGUGGCAUCAGCUGGCUCUAUCCUCCAUUCGAGGCUUGGAGGUGAAAUAGAUGCCCAUGACGCUGUUCUGAGGUUCAAUGGGGCACCUACCAUAGGAUUUGAAUCUGAUGUGGGGAGACGCACAACAAUUCGGAUAGUUAAUUCACAGGUCCUCUCCAGGCAAGAGCUCAAGUUUCAUGAUAAUACUUUAUACAGAACAGGCACCUUAUUAGUGUGGGAUCCAUCGCCAUAUUCAGCUAAUCUUACUGAGUGGUUUAGACAUCCAGACUAUAACUUCUUUGAGAAUUACAAAAAAUAUCGUCAAAUGAAUCCAGACCAGCCCUUCUAUAUUAUAAACCCCAAGAUGGAAUGGCAGCUUUGGAACAUCAUGCAAGAGAACACAGCUGAAGAUAUUCAGCGCAACCCUCCCUCCUCUGGGAUGAUGGGUAUUCUGUUAAUGAUGACCAUUUGCAAUCAAACGGAUGUUUAUGAAUUUAUACCCUCAAGACGACAAACAGAUCUCUGUCAUUACUAUGAAAAGUUUCAGGACCAAGCCUGUACAAUGGGUGCCUACCACCCCCUAAUGUUUGAGAAGAACUUGGUGAAACGUAUAAAUCAAGGGUCGGAUGAGGAGAUCUAUAUGCAAGGCAAAGUUACGUUACCUGGAUUCCGAACCUUCAAGUGUCCUUAGGCAGAAAAAAUACAAGCUGUCACUGCUUGAUUUAUCAUCCUGUGAACCUCCAUAACAGUUUACUAAUUAUUAUCAUUUUGAUUUUUCUUUUUGUCUCUCAUCUUUAAUUUGCAGUAAAUCUUUAUUGAAUCUAAGCACUUACCAUCAUUUUCCAGUCUUCAGUGUUUGGAACCACUGGAAUACAUGGCAGAAAAGUGUAAAUGUUGCACCAUUGUCCGUAAAGAGUGUACCAUGCCCAGCAACCUCAGUCCAGUUUGCCUUGGGAAAGCCUCUAGAAAUAAUAAUUCUGGACAAAAUAAAAAAUGACUUUGGAAAUUGCCAGCUCAUUAAGGAAAGCCAGUGUGGAUUUGUUGAGGCCAAGUCCUGAAGUUAACAGAAUACCAAUAAUGCUGAUACUGUAAUGUGUGUGGACUAUCAAAUGGCCUUUGUAUUUGAGUAAUUGUGGAAUCACUUCUGCUGUUAUACAUUAUGUUCUGUGUUGUGCAAGCAUUGACUAGUUAAGUAUAGUCAGUACUCUCCCAAGUGCUAAAAGGCAAGUCACUGAGCUGUAUGGUCUAUGUACUGGCAUUGCAACUGCCCUGUACAGAGGAACCUCGAUUCUCCGAAUAUUGAUUAUCCAAAUUUUGGAUUAUCCGAAGAAGAUUUCAAGGUCCCCCAAAAAUAUUACA